This is a messenger RNA of Magnolia sinica, 1766 nucleotides long. RefSeq names its product UDP-glycosyltransferase 73C3-like. The transcript has a single exon. Gene Ontology annotation, molecular function: UDP-glycosyltransferase activity. The coding region runs from base 90 to 1568 and encodes 492 amino acids. The record is from RefSeq and is a predicted model, not a curated record. Lineage: Eukaryota; Viridiplantae; Streptophyta; Magnoliopsida; Magnoliales; Magnoliaceae.
CACAGUCUUCAAUUCCAUCAGAUCACAAUUCAACCCGUUUUCUUUUGGUCAUUCUUUCUUUUUGCUCAGUCUGCAACUCGAUUGUUCCCAUGGCUUCCCAAGAUCCCCACCAGCUUCACUUCAUUUUCAUUCCUUUCUUGGCCCCUGGCCACAUGAUCCCCGUGAUCGACAUGGCCCGCUUGUUCGCGAAGCGGGGUGUGAUAGCCACCGUCAUCACCACAACCCACAAUGCAUCUCGGUUUGCGACCAUAAUCGACCGAGCAACGGAAUCCGGUCUCCCACUUCGAAUUCUACAAGUCCGCUUUCCAUCCCAAGAAGUGGGAUUGCCUGAGGGAAUCGAGAAUAUCGAUUCUGUCGCGGCGGACUCGGCAAUGGUCAUUUUCGAUGCGCUCGAGUUGCUACAACAGCCAAUAGAACAUUAUCUUCAAGAACUCCAACCGCGCCCGAGCUGCAUAAUUUCAGACUCUUUGCUCCCUUGGACAUGCCAAACCGCUGAAAUGUUUCAGAUUCCGAGAAUCGUUUUCCACGGAAUGUGCUGCUUUUCUCUGUUGUGCAUGCGCAACGUGCACCAUUACAAAUCUCACGAGGACAUUGCCUCCGAGGUGCAACCCAUCGCCGUGCCGGGCUUGCCUCAUCAAAUUGAGAUCCCGAAAUUCCAGCUCCCAUUAGGCAUAGCUGACAAAUCAGAUUUUCAAGAAAUAAGUGAUAAAUUCCGAGCAGGUGAUUCAAAAUCUUACGGUGUGGUGGUGAACAGCUUCGCCGAAUCAGACAAUGAAUGCAUUGAGUACUACGGGAAGGAAAUGGGAAAAAAGGUGUGGACCGUCGGGCCAGUAUCUCUAUGUAACAAGGAGAUGUCAGAUAAGGCAGUGAGAGGGAAUAAGGCCUCCAUCAAUGAGCAUGAAUGCUUGAGUUGGCUCAAUUCAAGGAAACCCAAGUCGGUUGUUUAUGUUUGUUAUGGAAGCUUAGGCCGCUUUACCCCUUCACAGUGGAUACAAAUUGGGUUGGGCUUGGAAGCUUCAAAUCGACCCUUCGUUUGGGUGAUUAGAGACAUCGUGAAACUGGUGAAGAUAGAAGAAUGGCUUUCAAACGGAUUCGAGGAGAUGAUAAAGGAUAGGGGUCUUAUAAUCAGAGGGUGGGCCCCUCAGUUACUGAUAUUAUCGCACCCAGCAAUUGGAGGGUUCUUAACGCAUUGCGGUUGGAAUUCAACAUUGGAGGGCAUCUGUGCAGGUAUUCCCAUGUUAUCAUGGCCUCUCUUUGGAGAGCAGUUCUUGAACGAGAAGCUCAUCGUACAAUUUCUGAGGAUUGGAGUUGAUCUGGGCAUCUUCCGAGGUGUUGUUAAAUGGGAACCAGACGAGAACAACGAAGUUUUGGUGGAGAUGGAAGUAGUUAAGAAGGCUGUAGAGAGGUUGAUGGAUGAGGGACGCGAAGGAGAAGAAAGGAGAAAGAGAGCAAGAGAGCUGGGAGAGAAAGCAAGGUUGGCCAUGGAAGAGGGUGGCUCUUCAUACAUCAACAUGACGCAUUUGAUUGAAGAUAUCAUCAAUUAUGCAGAUAAGAACUCGCACACCUAAUGGAACAGCAUGGAAGCAAGUUCUCUUUAGAGAGCUGAAAUUACAUGUGUUAAGAAAAUUGAAAUUAUUCAAUCGUGUUUGUAAGGGUUCGUUUAGACUCAACUUUGAAUUGAACAAACUUCAGAUGCAGUUUAAACCAUUAUCAUUUAACUUAGAAAUUGUAAUUGAAAAGUUACAUUGUUUUGGUGGCGAAAUACC